Messenger RNA from Canis lupus familiaris (dog), 4521 nucleotides. It is a transcript of the gene CYBRD1, whose product is annotated as cytochrome b reductase 1. Gene Ontology annotation, cellular component: lysosomal membrane. Lineage: Eukaryota; Metazoa; Chordata; Mammalia; Carnivora; Canidae. The coding region runs from base 80 to 922 and encodes 280 amino acids. Gene Ontology annotation, molecular function: oxidoreductase activity. The transcript is spliced from 4 exons. The record is from RefSeq and is a predicted model, not a curated record.
GCCCGCCCCCGGGCCGGAGCCCUAGGUCGGCCCCGCAGAGUGCGAGCGGCCGCCGCGCGGGGCAUGGGGCGCUGAGGCCAUGGACGGCUACAGGGGCUUCCUGGGGCUGCUGGUGUCGGCGCUGCUCGUCGGCUUCCUGGCCGUCGUCUUCAGCCUCGUCUGGGUCCUGCACUACCGGGAGGGGCUCGGCUGGGACGGGACCGCGCUCGAGUUCAACUGGCACCCGGUGUUCAUGGUCACGGGCUUCGUCUUCAUCCAGGGCAUCGCCAUCAUCGUGUACAGACUGCCAUGGACCUGGAAAUGCAGCAAGCUCCUGAUGAAAUCCAUCCAUGCGGGGUUACACACCGUUGCUGCCAUUCUCGUAAUUAUCUCUCUGGUGUCUGUUUUUGAUUACCACAAUGCCGGGAAUAUCCCCAACAUGUACAGUCUACACAGCUGGGUUGGACUGACGGUUGUCAUACUCUACAUCUUACAGCUUCUUCUAGGUGUUCUCGUCUUUCUGCUUCCUUGGGCUCCACUUUCACUCCGAGCACUUGUCAUGCCCAUGCAUGUUUAUUCUGGGCUUCUCAUCUUUGGAACAGUGAUUGCAACGGUACUUAUGGGAGUGACUGAGAAACUGAUCUUUGGCGUUUCUGGAUACAGUUCGUUCCCACCAGAAGGUGUUUUCGCAAAUACCCUCGGCCUCCUGAAUGUGGUAUUUGGGGCGCUCAUAUUUUGGAUAGUCACCAGACCACAAUGGCAACGUCCUAAAGAACCAAAUCCUAUCCUUUUUCAGCCAAAUGGAGGCGCUCGAGAGGGAGCAGAAGGCUCAGCAAUAAACUUCAGCCAUGUCGACCAAUCAGAUUCAAAAUUAAACAAUGAAGUAGCAGCAAAGAAAAGAAACUUCUCUGUUGAUGAGGCUGGACAGAGAUCUACCAUGUAAAAUGUUAUAGAGAUUCGGCCAUGUAACUUCACUUUUGAAAACUAGCUCUACAGUUUAGCUUCUCCUGUUUAGCCCCCAAGAUGAUUGAGCUCUGCAGAAUCAAUAUUUAUUUUACUCAUAAAGUAGGAUUCCUUUGAAGAGUUGGUAUUGAUUAAGGCCUAUGAACUUACCUAAAUUGGAAAGGAGAUGAUCAGUGUACAUAAUAGAAGAUAUAAAUUGUGGUUAUGUUACCUUUCUUGAGGAUCUUGCAUAGAACAGGUGAUCAAAAUGUGUCUCUCAAAAAACAAACAAACGAACCAAAAGCAGAAACAAAAAUGUGUCUCUCGGUCGGUAAAUUUCAUUAGUUGUCAGCAUCUCUGGUCUCUUGUCAUGCAGUCAUUUCUUGUUAAUUCUGAGAAUCCAGUCCUAACGUUUUAGAAUCAGAUCUGGGGCAGGGUUUAUGCUACACAGAUAACAUGAGUGGAGUACAGAAAAAAAUUUAGGAAAGUAACUGAUUCCCUUCUCUCAGCGCCUGUCUCCUGCUCUCUCCCCAACUAGUUUGGUCUCAGAUUCACCUUGGAGACCAGGAUUUCUAUUAGAGCAUUUGGGAGCUGUGACUGAGCCAGAGAUAGCUAAAGAGAUCUUUUCUUUUCACACCUGGAAGUUUUUCUGAAACUCAGCUUUGUCCCAAAGCUUCUGCGGGGUUUGGUGCCCUUUAUAACUCAGAUUCUAAACCCAAUUAGAAUGGAAUAUGCCUGAAAACUUACGUAGCAUAAACUGCUUCACACCCUCAAAGAGCACUUUUCCUCAAGUUUCUGUUUUUAUUUUAGAAAGUACUUACAUGGCACUUACUACAUGCCAGACACUGUUCUAAGCACUUUAUAAAUAUUAACUCAUUCAAUCCUCAAACUUUACAGGUUAGGUACUGUUAUUAUCUCCAUUUUACAGCUGGGAGAUCUGAAGCUGAGAAAGGUCAGUAACUUCCCCCAAGGGCAUAUAGCUCAUCAGUGGUAGAACUGAGAUUUGUCUCUUGGCUGUCUGACUUCUCAGUUCACGUCCCUAACCACUUCACUCUGCUACAUUUUUCUAUUAUAUACUAGUUUGUACCUACUCGGACUCACCGCUCGAUAAAUCCCAAUUGCUGGAGUGCAGUGGAGUUGUUAAAGUUUACCCUCUGGCUUUUUCCAAGGCAGAUUAACCAAGGAAAGGCAAAUAACCAAGGAAAGGGGCCCGCCCACACCUGUAAAUAGAGAUGGCACCCUGCCGCAGCCAACAUGCCAUGGCCCAACUUGAUGCCCCUUUGAUCUUAAAACUAUGUCUUGGUAACGAAGAAAACUUUGGGCAAGAACAUCUGUAACUUCAAGAUUAAUUAAUUACAAUAUUUGUUCUGAAGAACAUCAUCUGUUGAAGAACAACAGCAUCUUAGUUGCUGAAUAGCUUUAGGUUUGGAGAUAGAAGAGACUCACGUCAUGGUCUGCUCUUCCCAGUGACAACAGCUAAGGUCCUUCCUGAUUUUGGUGGAGUUUUAGGGGAUAUCUGGAGCUUUGGGUUCUUAGUAGGGAAUUGAGACUCAGAGGUGACAUCUUUUGUGCAUGGAGACCUCUGUCUAGAUUCUGGGCUGACUUAAAUUAAAACUUAGAGUAGUGAGGUGCCUGGGUGGCUCAAUCUGUUGAGUGUCUGACCCUUGGUUUCGGCUUAGGUCAUUAUCUCCUGGGUCAUGGGAUUGAGCCCUGCCUCAGGCUCCGUGCUCAACAGGGAGUCUGCUUGAAGAUUCUUUCUCCCUCUGCCCCUCCCCCCACUCAUAUGCAUGCACAUGUGCUCUCUCUCUAAAAUAAAGAAAUCUUUAAAAAAUAUCUAGAAUAGUGCCUAUGCUGAAAUGAUGCUUUUCUUUUUGGAUUGGUUUGUUUGUUUUUGGUUGUUGUUGGUUUUGGUUUUUUGGUUUCUAUGCAAUUUUAAACUGGACCCUUUUAAUGUGGGUAAAAACCUUACAGUUUACACCAAACACUCUUAACAUUUUUGGUGCUUAGUGGAGUUCUUUUUAAGUUAAGUGGUAAUUACCUCAGACUGAAUAUGAGCUUCACUCCAUCAUAUCCAUUAAGCUUCACAGCUAACCAUUAAAGAUUCCCUCACCAAGACACUCUUCUUAAUUCUAUUUCCAAAAUUGAUAAAGGUGUCAUAAGUAUGCCUAGUGCCUGGCUCAAUGCCUGGCACAUAGUAGGCACAAUUAAAUUCAGUAUAGGUAGAGCAUGCUACAAUUUUGGUGUCAGGUAGAAGGAGUAAUUGCAUUGUCACACACAAACAUAUUUUUGAUAAAUGGAUAUUUCUUUACAUAAAGGUGCCCAAAAUUCCAGUUUUUUAGGGGGAAACGGGUCUGCGACAGCACCAAUGAUCAAAGCUGCCAUUCCAUUUUACAAAGGCCAUGGAAGAAGUUACUAGUGAAAAGUUAAUUAUGGAUUUGGCAUGAGAAUAUUCUACUCCAUUGCAAAGUAUUUGAGCACUCAUCAUCUCAGCCCUUUAUUUUCCAUUUCUUGUGGGCUAAUGUGAGAGCAAUCUGGUGGAUAUUAUAAGAACUUCUUUCUCAACCUUUAUGAAAACAAUGCAUAGUAAAAUAUAUCUAGAAAACCUUUCUGAGACUCUUCUUUUAAUGGGCUUUUUAUUCUAAUGGUAAUUGUACCUUUAUCUUUCAAAAGCUGGUAUUUCCUACCUAAAGGCAUCUCUCCCCAAAAUAUCUCAUUAAAAAGUCCACAAAAAGAAAAAGGGAGAAGAAAGCUUUAGGUAUCAUUUCCAAAACAGUGAUUGAAAUCUUCCCAAAUAAUUAUAGCUUGUAUCAUCAGCAGCGGUAGUCUGGCUUGGCUUACCCCAUAAUCUAAUUUCGGGGGGGGGGGGGGGCUUUAUUUUAACACUCUUCUAAAUCAACACUAAAGCCUUUUCUCUGGAAGGGCUUCUUGAGAAACUUAAAUGAAUAUGCUUUUUGAAUUAACGUUCUCGAAAGUGUACAGCUUCCUGUGCUUCUCAGUGGCAGGCUUGAAUUCACCCUCUGGAACACUUUCCUUUCCUUUCUUUGUGUGGUUUCAUUUAAUCUGUGCUGGUUAGAAACAGCAUCUCAGACCUUAACAAUCAAAUGACAAAGAAGGCAACUGGACUUUUUAAGUAAUACUGACAAGUGGUUUCUGUUUUCUAAAGGACAAAAUAAGGAGGAUGUCUUGUUUUUAAUUAGGCUCUUUUCCCUGCUGAGCUGAAAAUUGUGGUGACAUCCCGGUUGACCACAACUGCCUAAUCUAAAAGCUCAAAGAAAGAAGUAAAGUGUUAUGCUAAUUUUAUUGCAGUAUGAUAGAAUUUUUAUCUUGUUAUGUCCUUUCUUCGAUAACUCUGACAGGAAACUGUAACUGCUAUGUCUCAGAGCUGCACAUAGGAAAGUAUGGAAAAAUGAAAACUAUUAUUCUUUAUUCCUUACCUGAUACCUGAAAACUUUUAAGUGGAAAAGAUUACUAUAUGUUGAUCUUGCCUUCUUUGGAAAAAAUAUUAAGUAGCCCAAACACUUUAUAAUUUUGUAGAAAAAAUAUGCAUCUAUUUUUUCUUGACCUGGUUUUAUACAGUAAUAAAAGUUAUUUUGGAAGCUA